This is a messenger RNA of Cavenderia fasciculata, 4011 nucleotides long. Its product is annotated as Suppressor of actin mutations. The transcript has 6 exons. Gene Ontology annotation, biological process: phosphatidylinositol dephosphorylation. Gene Ontology annotation, cellular component: endoplasmic reticulum. The coding region runs from base 1 to 4011 and encodes 1336 amino acids. Lineage: Eukaryota; Evosea; Eumycetozoa; Acytosteliales; Cavenderiaceae. The record is from RefSeq and is a predicted model, not a curated record. Gene Ontology annotation, molecular function: phosphatidylinositol-4-phosphate phosphatase activity.
AUGUCAACUAGUAAUACUACACAACCUCAAUCUGCAGCACCUACUACAACAACAACAACAACAACUGCAUCAGCAGCAGAAGUUAAUAAUAACAAUAAUACAACUAAAAUUAGUAAUGUACUUUAUACAAGUUUUCAUUUGAUUAUACUCGAUUCUUUUGUAAUAUUGCAACCAGAUUAUGAUGUAAAAGAUCCUCAUUCAAUAUUUAUCGAUAGAACUACUCUAAAGAUUGAAUCUAGACCAUUAGAGAAAUCACAUUUUACAGGGACGGUUAGAUCAAGUACAAGAGUAUAUGGAUGUUUAGGUAUUAUUAAUUUAUUGUCUGGACCUCAUCUCAUAUGUAUAUUGGAAAAGGCAAAGAUUGGUUCCAUCAGACCAAAUCAAAUCAUUCACAAGGUUACAAAAACAAUUAUCACUCCCAUUGCAAGAGUACCAAUUUCAUUAAAUGAUGAAGAGAAAAAAGAAGAAAAGAAUUAUUUAUCAAUGUUGACCGAGUUGUUGGAAUCAUUUGAUUUCUAUUAUUCAUAUGAUUUCGAUGUCACUCAUUCAGAACAAAGAGCUUCCGAUAUGGACUCUAAUCCAGAUCGUGCAUUAUUGCCAUUGUGGAAACGUGCCGAUCGAAGAUUCUUUUGGAAUCAUCAUAUGAUGCAAGUUUUUAUUGAAAAUGGUUUCGAUCAAUACAUCUUACCAAUGAUGGAUGGUUUUAUAAGAAUAAUAGAAUGUGAUAUCAAUUCAAACAAAUUUAAAUAUAUAUUUAUUUCAAGAAGAAGUUGUAAACGUACUGGAGCACGUUAUCAUAUGAGAGGUGCUGACCCUUUUGGAAAUGUUGCUAAUUUCGUAGAGACUGAACAAAUCGUUGUGUUUGAUGAAGUACUUACAUCGUUUGAUGAAGCAUUUCAAAAUCAUUUAAAUGAAUUAUUAUUACUUUAUGGACCACAAGUGAUAGUAUCAUUGAUAGAUCAAAAUGGAGGAGAGUUGGCUAUUGGAGAUCGAUUUGAAACCUACUCUCAUUUGUUUUAUAGUGAUCAACGUGUAAAAUAUGUUGCCUUUGACUUUCACGAAAAGUGUAAAAACAACAACGCCUCUGAAAAGAUUGAAUCACACGCAGCAUUUGAAUCACAAUUCAAGCAUGUUUGGGCAGACAAUGCAGACGUGAUGAGCGAGCAAUACACGGGCACUGUCGCACUCAAGACUGAUUACACACGUUUUGGAAAACGGUCGGUCAAGGGUACAAUGACAGACGGUGUCAAUUCAGUGCGUCGUUAUCUCAACAAAAACUACAAGGAUGAUGAUAAGCAGGCGUCUAUUGAUUUGAUGCUUGGCAAGUACUUGGUUGAAAAGUGGGAUCCCCUAGCUCUCAACGACGAUCUCUUGCAGCCGUCGGAUGACACGUCGAGCGAAGGUGGUAUUGCCCAAUUACUCGACUAUGACAUUAUCGUCAUUCCAGACGGCGACCUAACCAAGGUUGGCAUUAAUUGCUACCUACAUGUCACCAACAACAGUUCAUUCAUCAUUGUGAGCAAGUUUGGUGGCAGACGAAAAGAAUUCCGAUUCGACGCCAUCACAUUGUUGGAAAAGUCUCGACUACAUCAUCGUCAUUUAAAUAUCUACACGCAAGAUAGUCCAGCACCAGAGUGUAUCCAAUUCUCUUCAUCCCUACUACGUGAACAAUUCCUUCAAAUAUUGUAUCGUCAAAAUUUACCAAAAUGUUAUCCUCCAACUCUUCCCCCAAGUAUGAUUGUCUCACCGACCACCUCUACAAAGACUGAAACAAAAGAGACUGACAUUAAUAAUACUACUACAGUUGAAGUUGAUCAAGAAGGAGCAGAUGAUCCAUUGUCAGCAAUUUCACCAACAUUGCCACCUGCUGUUUCAAAUGAAUCAUUAUCAUCAACUAUGGCGCCAUUAUUACCACCAAGAAAGAGAAGAUUAUUUGGUUCAUUGGAUUGUUUUAUUGGAUCUUGGAAUAUGGAAAAUAUAACCAUUAAUAGUACUAUUUUGGCAGAGUGGAUUCCAAAGGGUAGAGAGAUGUAUUCCAUCUCUGCUCAACGAAUUGCAGGUGAUCGUCCAUCACCAGGUUUUGUAAUGAACUAUAAACAAUAUUGGUUUUAUUUGAUCAGACAAUACUUGGGACUAGAGUAUAUAUGUGUGGCUACUGCAGUCUCUACCAAUACAGCCUCUAUUGUAUUGAUUAAAAAGUCUCUGUCCAACACAAUCUCAAAUAUCAGUGUCACUCAUUUGAACAAGAGAUCUGCAUUCCGUCGUACCACUCAGGCAUCUACCAGUCCAACUGGAACAACUCCAACCAACUCUUCAUCUGGUAUAACCACUUCAUUCUCUCCCAAUCCAACACCACCACCAAGACCACCAAGAGAAGAUCGAGAUGAGGUAGUCAAUGUAUCUAGUAGUAGUUCUUCUUCUUCUUCAUCUUCUUCUUCUAAAUCAUUUUUUGGUAGUAAAUUAAUUAAAUUAUUGGAUAGUGGAAGUAAGACUACAGAUUAUAUGUUUAAGGAUAAAUACAAAGACAUUCAAUAUGGUACAUGUAUUUCAUUCUAUGUAAAGGAAACAUCGGUUUGUUUCCUAAACUAUUGUAAUAAUCAUAUAACUGGGACGAUGGACUGUUCCACAAUGCACGAUGAUCCAGCUGUUUUAUUCCUCAAAAACAAACAACAUAUUAAUGGAUCGAAUAGAUAUGUGUUUUGGGCCGGUGAUUUUGACUAUUCAACACUCAAGCUCAGUGGAUGGAAUGAAUUUGUUCCACUUUCGUCAGAGGAUGAGAUGGCUGGUCGUGGUGUGAUGUAUUGGCGUUCGUUGCCAUUGGUCGACUCGUUGGUAUUGGCACCCGAGAACAAGGUAUCGCCAACCACAAGUACCGGCUGUCUUUUCCCACCAGUAUCUUCGAUCACCUCUAUUCCAGUACUCACUCCCUACUCUUGGUUGUCGACACUGGACGUUCCAAGCUUUGUGGUAGUCAAGAAUCUGAUGGUCGAUCAGUUUGAACUAUUGUCAACCAACUCCAAGAUUGAUGCACACCUCGAAUUCAACUCUUACCAUCUUUUAAUCGACGACUCUACGAUUGCCAAUGCAGCUGCCCCAUCUAGCACUGCCACACGUGGCGACAGCGCCGCAGCGGCGGUUGCACAGGCCAAAGAUCCAAAUAGCGUCAACUCUAUCCAACUUGAAGGUAGCAUCAACAGUAUCCGCACAUCAACGGUGCGUGGAGGUGUCCCUGCGAUUGGAUGGAACGAUGUAAUCGAGUUGAAAUCCUUUAUCGAUGACAAAGACUAUCUCAAAACACAAUUUAUCCAAGUGGCUCUCUUUGACAAGGAUGUGUUGGUCAAUGACUCUUUGAUUGGAAAGGGUAGUAUUCCUCUUCGUGAAGCAUGUGGACACUCUCCAUUCCAUUUCAAGAUCACUCUAACCAUGCACGACGAGCAAAGUUGUGUACUCCAAGGAGACAUUCAAGUGUUUUCAAAAUCUGAAAUCUCCAAAAUGGUUGAAAUGGCUGCUACCAUUAACUUCCAACCACCUCCAGUCCCUAAUCGUCCAUCAAAAGCAUUAAACCACCGAUCACCACCAGAUACUCCAUCACCAUCAAACAAAUCACCAUUAUUAUCUUUUAUCCCACCCAUUUUCCCUACUUCUUCACCUUCUAAAUCUCCUUCUUUAAAUAGUCAAGAAAAUAUUGAUAAUAAUAAUAAUAAUAAUGGAGGAGGAGUAUUUAGUGGAUUAACAAAAAUGGUUGAUAAUUUAAAGGUUAGUGGUGAAUUUUUAAUUAAACCAUUUGUCAAUAAUAAUAAUGGUGGAGGAGUAGAACAAUCUUCAUCACCAUCACCAAGUUUACAAAGUCCUAUUAAAUCUCAAUCAUCAUCUCCAACCUUGUCAAAUUCAAUUGAUAAGAAUAAUACGGCGGAAAACUUUGAAGAUGUUGUUAUUUUGGAAGAAAAAUUACCAUCCAAUGAAAAUAAUAAUAAUAAUAAUAAUGAUUUACAAUUUAAUCAAGAGGAUUAA